GAAGAGGUAUUAAAGGCGACUUUGAUAAGCACCUUGAUUGCGCUUAUUUUCAUAAAAGGUUCCUGUGUAAACGAUUUAGAUAAGCUUCAAUUUAUAUUUCGAUGUGGAUAAGAGGAGAGCAACGUUAUCAUCACCGAAUUAAGAUAAUGGUAUAGAAGACAGCUUUAAAGUUUAAUUAAAAUACCUUUGACCUUUUGCGAACUCAAAUCCCGUAUUACUUAAAGAUGCAUACUGAAAAGUAAAACCUGCCUAGGCAAAACUGAGAGUAGUAGGUUCUUAAUAGCGGAUUUCUACAGUAUGAGUUUUGUGAGAGGCUCUUGAGGCACCGACUCUUUAUAGGCAAUUUUUUUCGUUUUUAAGAUGGCCCUUAAUUACAGCUCCCAGCUAUGUUUUAGGCAAGCGCUAUUCAAAGACAGCGUUGCUCAAACCUCCUUCGCAGUGUGGUCACAAAAGCUCACUCAAUCCAAUUUCAUCGCAGUCUAAGAAACAUUUUCCUAGGCCAAAUUGCUAAGUACCAAUUCUAAGUUUACCUCUCCAAGACCCUCACCUAAGGCAUUCGGGUGAAAUAGACCGUUUCUUAUUCACUCUAAACACAAGCUUCGAUUCCACAAAUGCUACCGUAUGCAAUUUCAAGUGACAAGCAUAUUCAUAUGUUAAUGUUGAGUCUAUAUGAUUGAUGAUUAAUGUAGUUGAUAAACUUAUCAUGUAUGCAGCAAGUCAGCAAGUUACGUUCUAAAUAAUUAACAAUAAUCUGCGGGUAAAAGCAUGUGGGGCUAAUUCAACUUGGGCUACAAAUGAAUAGCGAUUCAUGCAGGCACCGACUUUAGAAUAGUAGAUAAUUUCUUCAAAUCUUCCAUGCAAACACUGCUUUGGCAAAACAACUUUUAACUCAACGUCGGAUAAAGACUGUGGCAAGAAAUUACCUUUGGCGAUGAAAAGCUUCAUGAAAAUGCUUGGUUGGUAUCUAGCAGAGGAAAUUAAAGGACCGAAAUAUGAAAGAUUGCCACAUUCAAGUGAAUGAAAACGAGUUGGAAAAUUUUCCAAUAUGGAGAGGAAGAAAAGUGUCGCGACACCAAAUGGAACGGCCACAAACGGCAAAGUUCCUAAUGGGAAUGCUGCCGCGGCCGACACUGAAGAGCAUCGGAAGGGAACUACAAUUGAAGAUCUGGAACCGAUUAAAGCAACCUAUUCUAGUUUGUUUGUUUUGUCAGAGAAUAACCCAGUGCGGAGGUUCACGCGCUAUAUUUCAACUUCAAAAGGAUUUGAGUAUUUCAUUCUUGUCGCUAUUAUUGUGAAUUGUAUUCUUAUGGCAAUCAACACACAGCUCCCAGAAGACGAUGCGAAUCAAAUGAACAGAAUGGUCGAGCAAGCUGAGACCUAUCUUCUAGGAAUAUUUUGUCUUGAAAUGGUUUUGAACAUAGUCACAAUGGGGUUUAUUUUGCAUCCUGGCUCAUACAUCAGGAACCCGUGGAAUAUAUUAGAUUUUGUUGUUGUAGUUACCGGGAUUCUGAGUUUGCCACAAUUGGGUAUAAUGAAAGGCGGCUCCGUGAAGGCCUUGCGAGCAAUGAGGGUCCUGAGGCCACUCAAACUUGUCUCGGGAGUGCCAAGUCUGCAAGUUGUGAUGACUUCUAUAGCUAAAUCGUUGAUUCCGCUAUCAAAUGUGUGUCUACUUGUCGUGUUUGUUAUAAUUAUCUACGCAGUCAUAGGGCUGGAGAUGCUCCAGGGCCUCUUUCAUUAUACAUGCAAGAACGAAACCACCGGAGCGGUAUUAGAAGAAGGGCGCCUCUGCUCAUCCAAAAACGGCCGCCCCUGUCCGACUGGAUACAAGUGUAUGAGGUAUUGGUCUGGUCCCAAUGACGGCAUGACCAGUUUUGAUAACAUAUUCAUAAGUAUGUUGACUGUUUUUACUUGCAUUACUUGCGAAGGCUGGACAUCUACCAUGUAUGCCUCGUUUGAUGUUCUAGACAAAAGUGGCCUUGGAUUUUGGGUCUAUUACUACACACUGAAUAUUAUUGGGGCCCAAUUCAUGUUGAACCUUGUACUUGGAGUUCUUAGUGGAGAAUUUGGAAAAGAGGGAGAGAGACUUAAGAACCGCGCAGAAUUUCUUGCACAAAUGGAAGCCGCGCGUGAAGAACGCGCUGUUGAAAACUAUGAAGAAUGGGUUGAUGAAGGAAAAGUAGCCGCGAUAGCGGAAAAACAGAAAAAUGUAAAGCCUCCAGGGGAAAUGAGUGAAGAAGAAAAAGUAGCGGCAAGUGAAGAGCAAGGCACUUUAGCGCAAUUGCGAAUGCGUAAAUUGGUAAAACAUCCCGUGUUUUUCUGGUUUGUAAUGAUUUGCGUGUUUUUGAAUACGGCAUCGGUUGCAACUCAGCACUACCAACAAUCAUCUAUGCUGACAAAGAUACAAGAUUUGGCUGGCCUCAUAUUCAUUUCGAUAUUUUUCAUAGAAAUGUGCUUGAAGUUCUACGCGCUCGGAUGGAGAGGCUACGUCAAAUCUUCAUUCAACGUUUUCGACGCCCUUGUCGUAUGCGGUGGGAUCAUUGAGAUGAUAUUGUAUUACACUAUGAACGUUACGCUUGGAAUAUCCGUUCUGAGAGCAUUAAAGCUGCUUAAAUUAUUCAAAUUUACUCGCUACUGGAACUCACUGAAAAACUUAAUAGGUGCACUGAUGUCGAGUAUACAGGCCAUCUUGAGUUUGAUGGUUUUACUUUUGCUCUUUCUUAUCAUAUUUGCAUUGCUCGGCAUGACUUUAUUUGGUGGAAAAUUUCAAUACAAACAGACACCAUCGCGGACGAAUUUUGAUGACUUCUGGAAUUCUUUUCUUGCUGUCUUUCAAAUUCUUACCGGAGAGGAUUGGAAUGCCGUGAUGUACGAAGGAGUUCACGCGAACGGAGGACCGAAAGAUCCAAGCGGUCUCGUCAUGUCAUUGUAUUUUGUUGGUUUAGUUAUAAUCGGAAAUUAUGUGCUACUAAACGUUUUCUUGGCUAUUGCUGUCGAUAAUUUGACGGAAGCUGACCUAAUGGGUGGUGACGAAGACAAAGAGGAAGAGGAGAGACAAGAGCAUAUAGCGGAAGUGAAAGAAAAGUACGCGCCAAAAAGCGCCAAUGGGGAUAGCAAACUCGAAUUGUCUAACGGUGGAACUACGCCGCGCGGUAAAGAUGAACCGGAUGCGAUAGUUAUUGCGAAUGAGUUUGCAACUAAGAGUGAAACUGUAGAAGGGGGCACAGCCAAACCAGGUGACAAUUUCCUUGAAAAUCUCAAAAACCCUGGUAGAAUGACGGGGAACAUAGAAGGAGGUCCAGGUACUGAGAUGCUCCAAGUAAAUACCCUUUUUAUCUUGAAACCGACAAACCCGAUCCGCAAGGGCUUACAUAAGCUUGUGAAUUCGUCUUGGUUUGACCCUUUUAUCUUAGCGUGCAUCUUGAUCAGCAGCGCUCUGCUCGCAGUCGAGGAUACCGUAAAUGAAGAUGCGACUAUUAAUAAAGUUCUUGGAUAUGUCGAUUUUGUAUUCACACCGAUAUUCGCCGUUGAAGUUGUGUUGAAAAUUUUGAACUAUGGAGUGGUAUUGCAUAAAGGUGCCUAUUUUCGCGACGGUUGGAAUUUCAUGGAUGCGCUUGUCGUCAGUUCAGCGAUAGCCUCUCUCGUUCUAAGCAACGACGAAACAGCCUCGCCGCAAUCGCAGAAAGUCGUAAAAGUCCUGCGAGUCCUUCGCGUUCUCAGGCCACUUAAAGCAGUGAACAAGUCUAAAAAGCUGAAAGCUGUUUUUAAUUGCAUGAUUUACUCCCUUAAAAAUGUUAUAAAUAUCCUUGUCAUUACAAUUAUGUUUCUCUUCGUAUUUUCCGCCAUGGGUGUUCAGCUCUUCGCAGGAAAAUUCUUCUAUUGCACAGAUGUUUCCAAGCUUACACCUCAUGAGUGCCGUGGUGAAUACGUCAUUUUCGAGAAUUACGAUUAUUCAAAGCCAAAAAUAGAGCAACGCCAAUGGCUUAAAUAUGACUGGAACUUUGACAACCUAGCAACAGCUAUGGCUACUUUGUUUACAUCUUCGACAGGCGAAGGUUGGCCCUCUGUGAUGUUCGCAGCAAUCGAUGCAACAGAUAUUGACAAAGGCCCAAUAGUUGAUAACAGGCCAGAAAUAUCUUUAUUCUUUAUCUUUUUUGUUGUUAUCAUGUCCUUCUUCUUCCUGAAUAUAUUCGUUGCUUUGAUCAUUUUAACAUUUCAAGAAGAAGGCGCUAAGGAAGAAGGAGACUGUGAAUUGGAUCGGGGCCAGCGUGACACAUUGAUGGCUGCUAUAACCGCACAACCGCUUCAGCUUUACGUUCCUGAAGACCAGACUUCAUUACAGUUUAAAGUCUACCGUCUUGUCCGAUCAAAACCAUUUGAUUCAUUAAUCAUGGGGCUGAUAAUGGGCAACACAGUUUUAUUAAUGAUAAGCUUUCACGACCAGCCAACCAAAUACGGAAAAUGGCUUGACGAGUUGAAUAACAUUUUCAACUACUUGUUUACAGCCGAACUUUUCCUCAAACUGAUUGCAUUGAAAAUGAAUUACUUCAAAGACGGCUGGAAUGUAUUCGACCUCGUUAUCAUACUUGGUAGCUGGGCCGAUUUCAUCAUCAGUAGGACGAUGGAUACCUCACAACUGCCAAUUGAUACAAGUAUCUUUCGGCUUUUUAGAGCAGCACGUCUUGUAAAACUUCUUAACCGCAGUAAAACAAUCAAAGUUCUGCUAUAUACAUUCUUGCAAUCUUUCAAGGCAUUGCCGUACGUCGGUGCGUUGAUAUUUUUGCUUUUCUUCAUCUUCUGCAUCGUCGGUAUGCAGAUAUUCUCGCACAUCAGCCUAGAGCAAACAGACGACCCUUACAGCGAAAUAAACCGCCAUAAUCAUUUCCGCGCGUUUUUCCCCGCCUUUCAAGUACUAUUUCGCUGUGCCACAGGCGAAAAUUGGCCUAAUAUUAUGCUUGCAUGUACAAGUCCUGCGAAGUGUGACUUGAACAUCAAAGGAAUAAAACCAGGAGAUACUUGCGGCAGUCCAAUUGCCUAUCCAUACUUUAUUCUUUUCAUUUUCCUCUGUUCCUUUCUGAUGUUGAAUUUAUUUGUCGCCGUCAUCAUGGACAAUUUUGCUUUCCUUUGUCAAGAUGAAAGCAUACUUGGAGCCCAUCAUCUUGAUGAUUUCAUUGAGGCAUGGUCUGAAUACGACCCGACUGCCACGGGUCGUAUCCGACACACAGAAGUUUGUAAUUUGCUGCGACAGCUGGACCCACCAUUAGGACUUGGAACCAAAUGUCCGCGUGUCGUUGUCUACAAGCGAAUGGUGCGAAUGAACCAGGUGCUCUACGAUAAUGACACUGUCGAUUUCAACGGCACUUUGUUUCACCUCGUGAGGACCGGUAUGAAUAUAUGCACAGACGACAACAAUUUAAAAACGAACGACAUUAAGAUCCGACAGUUGAUGAAACGGGUCUGGCCGUUCAUCACCAAGAAGACCAUGGAUAGGGUAGUGCCUAAACGCAAAAAGGAAUGGGAGAAAAGAACAUUAGCACGUGUUUACGGUGCAAAGCUGAUAUAUGAGAACUAUAAACAUCUCAAAAAGACUAGAAAAUAGAAAAGCAGUUUCAAACAUGCAUCUUACUUUUUUAAAUUUUAGAUAUAUACUUCAGCUGUUUUAAACAAUCAGGGUAAAGUAUCAAUAAAGCUUCGUUCGACAGAAUUCUCUUAGUAUGUCAUAAUUAUUAAUGACCAAUAGAGACAAAUAUUCGUUUAUAAGCAUCAAAAUUGCUUCGGCCUAAGCGAUAAAAGACAGCAAUGUGAAACAAGUUUAGGAAAAGUAAUCACUUUCUCGCUGUUUUUGUUGAUUUUCUAACUAAAAGGUUAAGAAAAAUAGCACAUAAAUACGUUACAAGUCACAACAUGAAGUAGAAUACGUAAUCCAACUGAACCAGAAUUAAGUACCUAAUCGUCUCAAAGAGUACUUCACAACCCAUCUUUAAAAGAAUCAUUUUCGAGCAAUUUCGUAAGGUAGAGGGUGAUCAGUACUACGGUUUCGUAAUUUCUUUAUUCAUCUCAGAGGCCGUUCAUUAUGGACGGUUUUUGUGAUAAAAAAAGUUUGUAGACCGUCGUAAUAUACAGAGUAAGAACACCAGCCCAAUGAGUAGGCCUUUAACCUCCGUGUUUAAGAAAGGAUCCAACCUUAUUUACGUGGGUAAAGUUAUUGAAUGCAUCACUGUUAAACGAUGUGUAGCUACUAUCUACAAAGGCCAGAGCUUAGUUUAUAUCAGGGAUUCCACCUUGUAUACAAACUCUUAUUGCAAAUUGGAUUUAAUUCCAUGUUAGGAGCAUCUGUUGCUUUUUCGCAAACGUGAACGCUCUUUGUUUUGGUUCACAAAGAAUCACCUUUGUGAAUGCGCUACCCCAUGACGUUUCACGCUAGCAUCACCUAAUUUUGUCCACGAAACUUCACUUUUGUUUAAUUCAAGUAAGCGUGAAUACUCUUUGUUUUGGUUCACAAAGAAUCACCUUUGUGAAUGCGCUACCCCAUGACGUUUCACGCUAGCAUCACCUGAUUUUGUCCACGAAAUUUCACUUUUGUUUAAUUCAAGUAAGCGUGAAAAAUAUUUCUGCAAACCGGUCUGUUGCUUAGGGUCAGAAAGAGGUGGGCACUUUAUGGUGUGUCGAAUAGGGGGGGCAGCUGCUAUAAAAAGCUUCAGGCGAUCGUCACGCAGCUGUUCUAAACAUGUAGUAUUAAUAACAUAGGACAUUCCUAUUUUACCAACCCAAGCAUAGGUAUGUGAUAAUAAUGACGUAUCCGAUAUAUAGGAAUCUGGUAUCGAGUUAGCAACAGACGCUCCCUAUGUAUCCCUAUGUACCAAUGUGUAGCUGUGUCGCUCAUUUCUCAAUAGCCACUUCUAUUCCUAACCAGGCUCACGUGCAGGGCCAGGUCGUAUUCGAUGACUAUCCAUUAAUAGUGUGAUUAUUACUACAUGAAUUUUUCUAUGUUAAUUGACUUACUGCGAAUGUUGAUUUUAAAUGUUGUAGCGAAGAUAUCAUAAAAUUGAUUUUGAUUUAUAUACAAGAUUUUUUGGCUCUUUAUGUGUAGAAACAAAUUUUAUCAAGGAUGUAUAGAGAACGCCUAGAGUCUAGUCUCCACCGCUGUGCUCUAUUCACAGCUGCUCUAUAAAAAGCCAUGUGGAACUCUAUCUUUUUAAGAAGGCGCAAAACGUUUGUUCUUGAAAAUACUUAUAAAGCGUAGAUCAAUUCAUACGCACGAAGAAAGUUUUUCUACAAAGUAAGCCUUUGACAGCUGCGAUGACUCCGGUUGAGAAUAAUCUCAGGACGGGGGUACUGCUAAACAAUGAGCAUCAAUAGAGUGAAUAAGGAAAUAUUGAAAACCAAUAAUUGCAGUUUAUCAAUUAUAGCCUUCCGCCCUUCACACACAGCCUUCACGACCAUCGCAGCCUCCACCCUCCCUAACCUCCCCCCUCUCGGCUCCUUUUUGAACUUGCUACCUAGCAUUCGAAGGUAGUUUUUAGGACUCUGAGAAGCCGUGCUCAUCCAGCAGUUUCCUCUCGUCUCGUUUUUCCUCUCGAUGUGGCCACACCUUGUAAUUCCUACGCCUGAAAAUAAAGAGAGCUGGCGACUUUUCUCACUCUAAUUGAAAGUUUGGUCAUGUCAAUUCACAGACCUUUGGGUUUGUAGUUAACGCAUCUAGCCACUGAGCCAUUCUCGAGCCAGCCUCAGCCCUCCACAACCAUUCAAGUCUCAGCUCUUCACAGCAGUCCCAGCCCGCCAUGAAUCCCACCCUCAGCCCCUUUGUAAAAAACCCUUUGUAGCAGGGGAUUUAAAAAGGGUUUUGGCCGCUUCUUAAAAACUAAUUUGCCCACUUUCUAACUACCGUAUAUGAUAUAAUGAACGCCUUUUUUCUAAUAAACGUCCCUCUCCCCUAAAAGCCAAAAUGGUUGGUAGCGCUCCGGUGUUUAAUAAAUGGAAUACGGUACGAUCUAUUCAUUAUCUUGAUUCAUUCAAAGUAGACUGAUGCAUAAGUAGGUACAGAAUAAAAGCUUAUUAAAGCUUCCUUAAAAGUAAAAUUGCCUAAUAAAUAAAUAUGUAAAAUCUAUAUAAACAUGUUUAUAUAGAAAUGAACCCUAGCUCGCGGAACCGCCUUUUUCGCUAUACCAAAAGCGAGUACAGCUCUGCCUAAACGGCAUCGAAGUCUUUGUAACAGCCAGGUAAUCAGAAAUUUUCAUAUAUUGUAUAAGAAAUAUUUACAAAUUUUACAAUGUCUGUAAUUUUUCCUAUUUGGUAUUUACCAUCGAACACACUUGAUCCGGUCAAGACAUAUUUAAUGGUAUACAUAGAUAAAUCUGUUCUGUUACUGAGGGAUUAUUGUAGGAACCUGAAAAGAAAUGAAUCUUAAAGUAGAAAACCAGCGGCUACACCCAAAUCCAGUGUUGUUGCUUUCAAUGAAAAAUUAAUUCUCUUUCUUAAGUCUUGUUUGUCCACAGAGAUUUUUUUAGUUUUCGAACAUCAGCUAUUUCCGCAGUUGUUCACGUUACGUCGACAGAGAAAAAAGAACUAAAUUUAAUCCUAAAAUUACUUUGAGGCUUAUCAAAUGAGGGAGCUUUUUUAAGAUAGUCCGAAAGGUAAAACUAAACACCACACCAUUUUUUGAAGAAUAACAGUCUGCAUACGAAAUGCUGUCUAGAACAUGGGCUCCUACACAAGUUUAAAAGUUCGGGGGCCAAGGAAAAAUUUAACACCCAUAGCAAAAGAUUAUGAAGAAUUAUAGGGGGCAUCUUAAAGCAAGAAAUUCAAAUUUACGAACUUAAUUUUAACGAAACGCAAAGUGUGCCAAAAAAGUUGUAAAACGUGGUAAACGGCUGCCAAAAACUUUCUGAAAUAUAUUUCAAGCUGAUCUAAAGGGCGUGGCUGCAAACAUUUUCCUUCGCUCGCAGUGCACGUGACUGGCUAUCCUGUCGUGUUUGCGUUUGUAUAGAGUGUGCACUACAGAAUUGGAUUUGUUCCACAUUUUUUGCAGUCUUAAAGAGACAAUGGUUAGAGAAAGUGGGAUACACCCCAACAAAUAUAG
This is a messenger RNA of Rhopilema esculentum, 9076 nucleotides long. RefSeq names its product voltage-dependent calcium channel type A subunit alpha-1. Gene Ontology annotation, molecular function: high voltage-gated calcium channel activity; calcium ion binding. Gene Ontology annotation, biological process: calcium ion import across plasma membrane. The record is from RefSeq and is a predicted model, not a curated record. Lineage: Eukaryota; Metazoa; Cnidaria; Scyphozoa; Rhizostomeae; Rhizostomatidae. Gene Ontology annotation, cellular component: voltage-gated calcium channel complex; membrane.